Molecule: messenger RNA, 768 nt
Organism: Fusarium vanettenii 77-13-4
Lineage: Eukaryota; Fungi; Ascomycota; Sordariomycetes; Hypocreales; Nectriaceae
Exons: 3
Coding region: 1-768 (255 amino acids)
Molecular function (GO): oxidoreductase activity, acting on the CH-OH group of donors, NAD or NADP as acceptor
Source: RefSeq, a predicted model, not a curated record
AUGCCAGCCCUCGACCUCUUUUCUCUCAAAGGCAAAAACGCGUUUGUCACGGGAGGAUCACGAGGCAUUGGUGCCGCUAUUGCUAUUGCUUUGGCUGAUGCUGGAGCCUCGGUCUGCGUCGCCCAACGCGAUACAACCAGCACUGAUACUAUGGAUGCCAUUCGGGCUAGAGGUGUAAGGGCAGAGAUUGUUUCGUGCGACCUGGGUGACAUGGACGCAGUCAAGAAGGUCUUUCAGCAAGCACUGGAUGCCAUGGACGGACGAAUCGAUAUUUUGGUCAAUUGUGGUGGCAUCUUGAAGAGAAAAGAGGUCCUAUCUGUAUCCGAGGAAGAAUGGGAUGCUGUGAUGGAUGUCAACCUAAAGGCAGUAUUCUUCAUCUGCCAAGCAGCCGGAAAUCACAUGGUUCCUCGAAGAUCAGGCAAAAUCGUCAACAUUGCAUCCAUCAACAGCUUCAUAGGCGGCGAAAACUAUGCGCCGUACUCAUCUUCAAAGGGUGGAGUAUCGCAGUUGACAAAGGCUUUGAGCAACGAGUGGGCAAAGCACAAUGUUCAAGUCAACGCCAUCGCGCCAGGAUACGUGGCUACAGAUAUGAAUACUGCAUUGCGACCAAAUGCAGAGCUUACAGCCGCUGCGAUAACUGGUUGCCCUGCUGGAAGAUGGGGCACUCCCGCUGAUUACGCUGGACCUGCUGUAUUCCUCUGCAGCGAUGCCUCUCAAUAUGUGACGGGGGAAGUUCUCGUGGUUGACGGUGGACUACUAGGAAAAUGA